UUAACUUAACUGACAGUGAAAUUAACUAACUAAAUUGGAAGUCUAGCAAAUUUACGUUAUUUUAUUAUUAGUAUUUGCAACUCGUUACUUUAACUGUUGACAAUAUUUUUUCAAGUAUUUUCUUAGUAUAUUUUAACUGGAAGUGGUACAUUUUUAUAAAAGUACAUUUUGCGUAUUAAUCUUACGGCCACACAGGUAAGCUGCAGCAACAACAAACAAUUCACAAUAAUGCAGACUAUUGAAAAUUAGGCGAAUGUGUCACGAGUCACAGCAGCAGACGCUACACAGGGAACAACAACCACAUAGCAAUUUGGGGGACGUUGACGUUGCGGAAGACGGUCGUCAUUUAAAAGAUACGGAAGUAUUUUUGGUGCUGAAAACUUGAUUAAACACUACCUUGGAGCUAGUGAUCAGCGACUGAUCAGCGUACUGAGCCAUGGCCGAUGCAGGAGGUAUUGCCGAAAAUGCGGCUGAAAUCGCAGUUGUCAAUGCAAUCAAUAAUAUCAAUGGGCGCAAUCGUAUCAUUGCAGGUGGACUUGGGGGUGGUGCAGGGCAGAAUAACAUGAUGAAUAUGCGAGAUCGGCUAUUCCAUGCGAUUUACUUUCGCGUUGCCGCCACCUACGCAGAGCUAGUGCCACGGCAAGUGCAGUUGGCCAUUGAGUAUCUGCUGCUUCUCAAGGCGUUGGUCUUCUUCUUUACACUCGUCUAUGUCCACACGGCCUUCAUAAAGAAUCCCUGCUCGUGUCUGCAGGAUGUGCAAAACUGGCCACGAGACGGCGUCAUAAGAGUGGAGAUCAUACCAUAUCUGGCGGAGAAACGUGCCAUUUGGGAGGGCAUCAAGGCCGACAAGCAGCUGCUGCAAUCACUUAAGCAUACUUAUCACUACGAUGUGGGACCGCAAACGCUGGACAAUCACAAUCGACUGAGACGCUAUGAGGCAAUACUACGCAAACUUGGCGCUCCAGUGCGUCCUGUGCGCGCCUACAGCAAUGAGACGCUUUAUUUUUACUUUGAGGCCAUCAAUCUGCUGGACAACUAUGAGCAUCCCAGCGCUAUACCAUUGAAGACGGAGGACGAUGAAGAUGACGAGCAAUACAUUGUGGAGUACUCGCUGGAGUAUGGACAUCUGCGUCUCUCGGCGGCUACCCGUAAGCGUCUCAAUAUACCCGUCUUAACUGUCCAAUUGGAUCCGAAUACGAACAAGUGUUUUGGCGACAAGUUAACGCGAUAUUUGCUGAAACGUUUGCUGGGUUACGAUGAUUUGCUAAUGGCAUCGGUGCGCACAAUUGCCGAGAAAGAGGACAACAAGGGAUAUUUGCGCAACGUCAUCACUGGCGAGCAUUAUCGCUUCGUGUCCAUGUGGUGGGCAGCCUGGAGCAGCUAUCCAGCUGCCUUGUCUGUCAUGCUGCUUUUUACGUUUUCGGUGUCAAUGCUUUUGCGUUACUCGCAUCAUCAGAUCUUUGUGUUCAUCGUUGAUCUGUUGCAAAUGCUGGAGUACAAUGUGUCGGCACGUUUUCCCAUUGCGCCACUCUUGACGGUCAUAUUGGCGCUAGUAGGCAUGGAGGCCAUCAUGUCGGAGUUCUUUAACGAUACCACAACGGCAUUCUAUAUUAUAUUGAUUGUAUGGAUCGCUGAUCAAUUCGAUGCCAUCUGCGUGCACACAAGCAUCACAAAGCGUCAUUGGCUCAGAUUCUUCUACCUAUAUCAUUUUGCGUUCUAUGCGUAUCACUAUCGCUUCAGUGGACAAUAUCGUACAUUGGCGCUGCUCUCCUCCUAUCUAUUCAUUCAGCACUCGAUGGUGUUCUUCUUCCAUCGUUAUGAGUUGCCUGCCAUUAUGGCACAGCGUCAUGUCUUCUUCAUUACGCGAAAUCAACUAAAUGCAGCAGCUGGUGGCGCAGCAGCAGCGGGCGCAGGAGUCGCAGGAGCAGCAGCACCAGCAGCAGCUGGAGCUGCAGCUGAAGAUGGAGCUAGAGCAAGAGCAGGCGCUGCUGGGGAUGCAGCGGAGGCGGGACAACAGGCGGCUGUGCAACGUGCGCGUGUCAUUGUAACGCGACUCUUUCGUCAACUGGCUGCACAGCGACAGGGACAACAACAGCAGCAAGCUGGAGCUGCCGCUGGCGGUGGAGCUGCCGAUGCAGCUGGAGAGCCGCAACAACAAGCUGGAGCAGACAAUGCAACGGGUUUCGGCAAUUUGAGACGUUUGCCGUUGGUCGGACGCUGGUUGCAACGUGGACCCCAAUUCACGACCGUGCGACGCGUGUUUUUGGGCCAGGGUCAUGGACCUGUGCAGAUGAUGCAUGUGCGUGUCCAGCGCAUCAAUGUGGCCGACAUCCCGGGGCUGCAGACGCGUGCAGCUGCCGCCGCUGUAGCUGCUUCAGCUGCAGCAGCAGCGGCAACAGUUGCUGCCACAGCAGCAGCCGAAGCCGCCCAAGCAGCAGCAAAUGCGGCAGCAACACUAACAACCACAGCAGCGCCAACAUCCACACCAAUUCCACCAACAACAGCAGCAGUAACAACACCAAGCGAAGAUGUCGAAUCAAAUCAUGGACAAGGACGAUGCGAAGCACCAGCAACGGCAACGGCAACAGCAGCAGCAACAACGAUAAACAGCAUCAAUGAUGCAGGAGCAACUGAGCAGGGGAUUGAAGAGAAAAACACUGGAGCUGGGACAGCAGCGGAAGCAUCUGAAGACAAGCAGGAGCUGGGGCAUGAGCUGGGUUCCAAUCUAGGGCAGGCAGCCGUGCCCAAGACUUUGAAAAAUCUAAAUUCCGCUACGGCGGAUAUUAUAAAUAUGCCGGAUACAACAACAACAACAACAACAGCAGCAGCAUCAGCAGCAAAAACUAUUGCAACAACAUGGGUUAAAACUGAUGAUGAGAAUGAGGCUAAAGCGGAGGCUUUUGGUCUGCCAUUGGCAAAGCAAUUAGCAAAUAAUUUGCCAGCUCGAAGCACGCAGCAGACGCAGCCGUCAGAAGAGAGGCCAGGUGAAAACCAGAGCAGUCCACUGUUGCAUGCCCAAAGCAUUUCCACUGACCAGCAAAAGGAGCAGCAACCAACAACAACAACAACAACAAUUAGAGAAACAUCUGCCGCCUGUACAGCGACGUCAAAACAAUCCAGAGCAGACGCGAAGGCUGAGCAAAAGCAGACUGCGACUCAGCUUGGAAUUGAGUUUGAGUUUGAGUUGGGGACCGAGUCCAAAGCCAACGCAAGCACAAUGAUGGAUGGCAGGCAAACAGUUGAUUUUAUAGAAGGCGACAGCUUCACGUCAACAGCAAAUUACAACGAUGUCGACGCCAUUGCAAACCACAUAGAGAAAGAGUCGGAGAAAGAGUCCGAGGAGCGGGAGAAACAGGGGGAGCUAAUGAAAACUCUACCACAUACAUCAAACCAAGUGACAAGAGCAGCAGAAGCCGCAGCAACCAACAACUGAAUAAGAAAGACAAACCCACAAUCCACCCCCAGCCCGAAAAUAGAAGUGGAGAAAGAGAGGGAAGGAGGGAAGGGGGAAGUGUGUGCGGCAAUCCCGAAAUACAAGAUGUUAAACAAGCAUGAAAACAGCUAGUAAAUUUUAGAUAAUUUGUCUGGUGUACUUAUGUCUAGAUCAUGCAAGCUGUCUGCGAAUGAAUGCGUCUGUGUGUGUGUAUCUUUAUGAAUGAGUGAAUGGGUGUAUGUAUGUGUGCGUGUGUGUGUGUGUGUGUGUGAUGUGUGUGGCUAGACAACAUUUCAUAUGUGGUUGCAUGCUAAACUGUGUUACUUAGUGAUUUUUAACUACUAACUAAUGUGUUAUACUAUUUUAUUUUGGGGCAUCAUCCAUGGCAACGACGAGAUGCGAUGCGACGCGGCGUGAUUUUAAUUAGCAGCGAAACAAGUCCAGCAACAAAUGUAUUUUUACUUUGCUAUCAUAUGUCACAUGAGCAUGCAACGUGCCGCAAAUAAAUUUACCGUUUAUUCAUUUAUACAUUUAUAGCUAGUCGCUUAGCAAAAACCUGAAUAAAAUAUAUAUAAAAAAAAAGAAUGUGAGGAAAACACAAUUUCGAUGCGCUUUUCUGCUUGGCUUUACACAGUUAAUGAACUAUUUUAAAUGCAAAAGGAAAUGUUAUAUGUUUUAAGUUAAUAUAUAUGCGUGUAUAUUCUUUUAUUUGUUAUUGGUUAUGCGCCAAAUGAAAUUGGUUUGUCUUUCCUUUGAGCAACAAUACAAAAAUCAAAUUUCAUAUUGCAUUUGAUUCCCUCCAAAAA
Messenger RNA from Drosophila sulfurigaster albostrigata, 4239 nucleotides. RefSeq names its product membralin. Gene Ontology annotation, biological process: response to endoplasmic reticulum stress; positive regulation of ERAD pathway. Gene Ontology annotation, cellular component: endoplasmic reticulum. The record is from RefSeq and is a predicted model, not a curated record. Lineage: Eukaryota; Metazoa; Arthropoda; Insecta; Diptera; Drosophilidae. Bases 437 to 3433 code for a protein of 998 amino acids. The transcript is spliced from 13 exons.